AUGAGGAAUAAUAAUAGUUUAAUCUCAAUAAUAAUUUUUAUAUUAUUUUCAAUUUUCUUAUCAACAAACGAAAUUAAUGCAGAUGAUAAUUGUUCAACAUUAAAACAGGCAAUUUUAUUUUAUAAAGCACAACGUGCUGGAAGAUUACCAGAUAAAGAUAUAUCAUGGAGAGGUGAUUCAGUUUUAACAGAUGCAAGUCCAGGAUCAUCAUUUGAUUCAAAUGGAGAUGGUGAUCUUUCAAAGGGUUAUUUUGAUGCCGGUGAUGGUGUAAAAUUUGGUUUACCAAUGAGUUGGACAAUGACAAUGUUAGGAUGGAAUUUCAUUGAAUAUUCAUCAAAUAUUGAAUCAUGCGGUUUAACCGAUUUAUAUUUAAAUGUUUUAAAAUGGGGUACAGAUUAUAUAUUGGCAUCACAUUUAAGUGAUAAUGUUUUGGUAGCUCAAGUUGGUGAUGGAAAUGUUGACCAUAGUGUAUGGCAGCCACCAGAAUUCAUUAAUUAUGUACGUCCAGUGUUUUUAAUUAAUUCAAGUUAUCCAGGAACUGAAUUAGCAAUGGAAGCAGCAUCAGCAUUGGCAGCAGCAUCAAUUGCAUUCAAAUCAAGUAAUCCAUCAUAUGCAUCCACUUGUUUAUCACAUGCCAAAGCAUUACAUAACUUUGGUAACACAUAUCAAGGUUCAUACUCAGUUUCAGUUCCACAGGCAUCUGCAUUCUAUAAUUCAUAUUCUGGCUAUACCGAUGAAUUAGUAUGGGGUAGCGUUUGGUUAUACAAGGCAACUGGUGACUCUAGUUAUUUAACAUUGGCUGAGAAUUACUAUACCACUAAUAAUGUUGGUUAUGCAGGUACUUCAAAUUCAUUCGAUUGGGAUCAAACUGCCACCGGCUCAUCUCUAUUACUUUAUAAAUUGACUGGAAAAGAAUUCUAUAAACAAAUGGUGGACCAAACACUAAGCUAUUGGUCAAAAGGUGGCGGUAUAACUUAUACUCCAGGUGGUUUAGCUUGGAUUAGAGAGUGGGGUCCAUGUAGAUACGCAAUGUCAAUGGCAUUCCUUGCAACAGUGUAUGGUACUGAUUCAUCAUUACAAUUUGCCCAAAAUCAAUUAAGUUAUGUACUUGGUGAUAAAACUGGUCAAUCAUUUGUUGUUGGUUUAGGUUCAAAUCAUCCAAUUAAUCCACAUCAUAGAGCUGCCCAUCAUUCAACUACUAAUGAUAUUAAUAAUCCUGUAAAUAAUUUAUAUAUGUUAUAUGGUGCAUUAGUUGGUGGUCCUGGAAGUGAUGAUUCUUAUGUUGAUGAUCGUUCAGAUUAUACAAAGAAUGAGGUAGCACUUGAUUAUAAUGCUGGUUUCGUUGGUACUUUAUCUUAUUUUGCAAAAGGUUCUUCAUCCUCAACUACUACCACUUCAACUACAACGUCAAAUCCAACAUCUACAACAUCAACUACAACUUCAAAUCCAACUCCUACCACAUCAACUACAACUUCAAAUCCAACUUCCACAUCAACCACCACUUCAAAUCCAACCUCUACUUCAACCACAACUUCAAAUCCAACUACAACUACAACCACAACUUCAAAUCCAACCUCAACCUCAACUACAACUUCAAAUCCAACUACAACUACAACCACAACUUCAAAUCCAACUACAAUUACAACUUCAACAAACCCAACUACAACAUCCACUCCUGCCACAACAACAACAUCUACUUCAACCACAACUUCAUCAGGAGAUGGUACCACAACAAGUGAGACAACAACAGGAGAUUUGGUGACAUCCGGAGAUUCUAACGUAACACCAACUGUUCAACCAACAUCUAGUUCAUCAACUUCUUCAGGAACUUCAACUGGAACUUCAACUGGAACUUCAACUGGAACUUCAACUGGAGCCCCAACUGGAACUUCAACUGGAAAUAGCCAAAAUCCUCCUGGAGUCGAAAAAGAUGGUAGUUCAAGUGACGCACUCAGUUUGGGUGAUAUCAUCCCACUUUCAAUCAUUACAUUAUUCAUUUUAUCAUCAAUUCAUCUCUUAUUAAACAAUUAA
Messenger RNA from Dictyostelium discoideum AX4, 2031 nucleotides. RefSeq lists its product as hypothetical. The record is from RefSeq and is a predicted model, not a curated record. Lineage: Eukaryota; Evosea; Eumycetozoa; Dictyosteliales; Dictyosteliaceae. The transcript has 3 exons. Gene Ontology annotation, biological process: carbohydrate metabolic process. The coding region runs from base 1 to 2031 and encodes 676 amino acids. Gene Ontology annotation, molecular function: cellulase activity; hydrolase activity, hydrolyzing O-glycosyl compounds.